Zea mays is the source of this 2136-nucleotide messenger RNA. RefSeq names its product transglutaminase. The record is from RefSeq and is marked validated. Bases 418 to 1959 code for a protein of 513 amino acids. Lineage: Eukaryota; Viridiplantae; Streptophyta; Magnoliopsida; Poales; Poaceae. The transcript has 3 exons.
GUUCCAGCGAACGCACACAGCCGCCGCUGUUUCUUCAUCUUCCUCGCAGCGCCGGCGCUGAGGCUCGGGCUCUCAGCGACGGCGGCAGCGGCAGCGGCUUCCCCUCCCGCCUCUCGCCAGUCGCCUCGCGCCCUCGCCUCCGGUCCUCCGCACACCGGUCGGUGACCCUGCGUGCGUGCCUCUCUAGUGGCUCCUGGUUCAGAUGGCGGGCUGCUGACACGGCCGCGCCGCCCGCGGCCUGAGGGCAGCGGGAGCCACCAGCUGCUGCUCCACCAAGGCGGUCUCGCCGCUUUGAGGAGCGCUUAUGCCCAAAGCGAAGCGUUAGCGCUUCAGCGCGCUGAAGCGUGCGCUUAGUGCUGUUUUUUAGAACCCUGAUCUUUUUCAUCAUUCCCUACCAUUUUUUGUAUUUUCAGGAUAAUGGCUCAUCGUGGACAUCUAGAUGGACUGACUGGCCAAGCUCCUGCUCUUAUGCGCCAUGGUUCCUUCGCUGCAGGCAGCCUCUCUAGCCGCUCACCUUUGCAGUCUUCAUCCACACUGGAGAUGCUGGAGAACAAGCUUGCCAUGCAAACUACAGAAGUGGAAAAGCUUAUCACGGAGAAUCAGCGGUUAGCAUCAAGCCAUGUGGUCUUGAGGCAGGACAUUGUUGAUACGGAGAAAGAGAUGCAAAUGAUCCGCACCCACCUAGGUGAAGUUCAGACAGAGACUGAUUUGCAGAUUAGAGAUUUGUUGGAGAGAAUCAGAUUAAUGGAGGUAGAUAUACAUAGUGGUAAUGUAGUGAACAAGGAGCUUCACCAAAUGCAUAUGGAGGCAAAGAGACUUAUUACUGAAAGGCAGAUGCUAACCCUUGAGAUAGAGGAUGUGACUAAAGAAUUACAGAAACUCUCUGCCUCUGGGGACAAUAAAAGCCUUCCUGAAUUGCUUUCUGAGCUAGAUAGGCUACGGAAAGAGCAUCAUAAUUUACGAUCUCAGUUUGAAUUUGAGAAAAAUACAAACGUCAAGCAAGUUGAGCAGAUGCGGACAAUGGAAAUGAACUUGAUAACCAUGACCAAACAAGCUGAGAAGUUACGUGUUGAUGUGGCAAAUGCUGAAAGACGGGCACAAGCAGCUGCGGCUCAAGCAGCAGCACAUGCAGCUGGUGCACAGGUGACAGCUUCGCAGCCUGGGACAGCUCAAGCUACCACGGUUUCAGCAGCAGCAGCCACAGACUCAUAUGCAGGUGCAUAUACCAGCUACCCCCCUGCAUAUCAGCAGGGAGCCCAGGCUGGGGCAUAUCAGCAGGGUGCUCAGGCUGGGGUAUAUCAGCAGGGAGCCCAGGCUGGGGCAUAUCAGCAGGGAGCCCAGGCUGGGGCAUAUCAGCAGGGGGGCCAGGAUGGGGCAUAUCAGCAGGGGGCUCAGGCUGGGGCAUAUCAGCAGGGAGCCCAGGCUGGGGCAUAUCAGCAGGGAGCCCAGGCUGGGGCAUAUCAGCAGGGUGCUCAGGCUGGGGCAUAUCAGCAGGGAGCCCAGGCUGGGGCAUAUCAGCAGGGGGCCCAGUCUGGGGCAUAUCAGCAGGGGGCCCAGGCUGGGGCAUAUCAGCAGGGAGCCCAGGAUGGGGCAUAUCAGCAGGGAGCCCAGGAUGGGGCAUAUCAGCAGGGUGCUCAGGCUGGAGCAUACAACUAUGCUUAUGAUGCUGGCACGGCUUAUGCAUAUGCAGGUUACUCUGGCUAUCCAGUUGCAGGCUACGCGCAAAGUGCAGUGCCCAACUAUUCCUAUGCUGCACCUCCGCAGCCAACAAGCAGCGGUGCAGCUACGAACGCCGCAGGAGGCCAGUAUGGGGCAGUUGGUAGUGCUGGAUAUCCUACUGGGCAAGUUCAGCCGAGCAGUGGCACUGCAAAUGCAGCGCAAGCACCUCCUCCUCCACCACCACCGGCAGCACCAUAUCCCCCCAGCACAUAUGACCAAACCAGAGGAGCCCAGAGAUAAAAUCUGGGAUGUAAACCAGAUGGAUGUUUGCCAUGCACAUUUGUUGAGCAGACAAAUAUGGUGAAAUCUGGGAUGUAAAACCAGAUGGCUGUCUGUGCCUCCAUCCCAUUGACUAGGGCGUAUUUUCACCAAUAUUGUGCCUCCAGUGCAAUUUCUUCUGUGUUAUAUAUCACCACC